AAAAAGGGAAAUCAAAACUUAAUGAAGUAAACUAGAGUUUCAAAGUUCUGAUUUGAGAGCAAACAUGGUGAAGAUGGUAGUCGUGCUGAAUCAGCCUCAAAUGUGCUUCAACUUUUGCCAUCCUUUCUUGCACGAAUCCCCAACAAUCUUGACACCUUUCUUGAAAAGAACCUUGAGCUCCUUCGCUCGAUCUUUCACCUACUGCUCGAAUCCGGCCAUGGAGGGAAAGCUUGGGGUGGAAGCAAAAGAAGCUCAGAGUGGAGAAUGGAAAGUGUGAUGAAAGAGUAGAAGAAGAAGAAGCUGCGGGAAAUAUUAUAAAUGCAAAUUAGAAAGUGUGAUACACAGAGUUUCCAACCAAAUCGUGGCAAUAAGUUUCAUUAUAGAUUUGAGGAACAAAAUCAAAAAUAGAAAGGGAGUCCUCCAUUUGAAGCGCUGAACUUGGCCAACACAUCUGCAACCUGUCUGCCUUCUCUAUAAACAUGAGUUAUCUAU
Messenger RNA from Rubroshorea leprosula, 492 nucleotides. The record is from the annotation of a GenBank genome assembly. Lineage: Eukaryota; Viridiplantae; Streptophyta; Magnoliopsida; Malvales; Dipterocarpaceae.